AUGCCGUCUGAACCAGAGGCGGCCCCAAAGCAGUCCCAUCGCCAGUCGAUGAGUAAUCGCGGAAAACCGGUUAGAAUUCAUCGAGAAGUGAGAUUUGGUGCCUAUGUGCUAGGCUCGACCCUUGGAGAGGGCGAAUUUGGCAAAGUCAAACUCGGUUGGCGCAAAGAUGGUAAACAGCCGUCUCAGGCAGCCAUCAAACUGAUCCGGCGUGAUUCGAUCCCACGCGGCUCUGAAAGGGAAAACAAAGUGCAUCGUGAAAUCAGUGCAUUGAAGCGCUUGGCUCACCCAAAUAUCGUGAGGUUGGAAGAGGUUCUUCAGAACGAGAAGUACAUCGGCAUUGUGCUGGAAUACGCUUCAGGAGGAGAGCUCUUCGACUAUAUUUUGGAACACAAAUACCUCAAAGACUCCAUGGCGUGUCGACUUUUUGCCCAGCUUGUUUCUGGAGUUGACUACAUGCAUUCCAAGGGCUUGGUCCAUCGUGACCUCAAACUGGAAAACCUGCUUUUGGACAAACAUCGCAACGUGAUCAUUUCGGAUUUUGGGUUUGUCAACUCGCUACGCGGAAACGAAUUCAUGAAGACGUCAUGCGGAUCACCAUGCUAUGCUGCUCCCGAACUUGUUGUGAGUAGUGAGCCCUACGAGGCCCGCAAAGUGGAUGUCUGGUCAUGUGGAAUUAUCCUGUACGCGAUGUUGGCCGGAUAUCUUCCCUUUGAUGAUGACCCACAAAACCCCAAUGGUGAUAACAUUGCCAGACUAUACCAGUAUAUCACCCACAGUCCACUGACUUUCCCAGAGUAUAUCCAGCCGACUCCCAGAGACCUCCUUCGCAAGAUCAUUGUUCCGGAUCCACGCUCUAGGGUGGAUCUGAAGGCCGUGAGGUCUCACUCGUGGCUGACACCACAUGCCCCAUACCUGUCGGUGACUCCCAGCGAAUGGGAUCGCAACUAUCGAUCAUCUAAGAACAGUGCUUCUGCACCGAUCGCACACGCAGAGGCGCCGAACAGAAGGUACUCACUCAUGGAGAACCCAUCGGCAUCAGCAGCCUCUUUUGUCAUGAACAAGGCCAAUGCCAGGUCUUACAGCACCCAAAACGUUGCCCAAUUGUACUCAAACCCAGCCGCACCACAGACGUCUUCAUCUCACGCAAUUGCACUGCCAACAUCGUCUUCCACGACCUCCGUCAAAGACAUGCUUGUGCCAUCACCAGUGCUUAAUUCCGGUCAAAGCUUCUCUUCAGUGGAAAAGCCUGAACAUCGCAGAACAGGGUCCGCUUCAGUGGUACUCAAGGCUGUUGUUGAUGCUGAUGCGGUUGAGGUUUCAAGACGCAACAGUGUUGCCAGUAGCAUUGGAAAGCCACGGUCUAGAUCUGGCAGUAAUGCCAUUGAGACCAUCCAGGAAAGCCCAAAGCCUUUGAGCCAGAUGCUUCCACCAGCAGUACCAAAGACUUCGGUUGGAGACUCAGGAUCACCAAUCCAGCAGAAGUUCCCUACACGCAACAAGCCUCGUCCUACGUCUUACCAUCCUUCAUCUUCGUCUUCGUCUGAUUUCCAUUUUUCUGCUCCAAUGCCGCUGUCGCCUCUGGCAAUGUCUUCGGAGACAUCAUUGGUCGGUUCGCCUAUCAUCGAGGCACCAAGUCCAUCUCGUUCCGAGAAACGGAAUUCUUGGACUGUCCCUAAGAUCCCAGAGCCACACGUCGAUCUUUCGAGUGCAAGUGGUGUAUUGACACCACUCUUAGCUUCACCAGAACAGAAGCCUGUUUCGGGUACGGCUUCGGCAGAUGUCAAGGGAGAACGCCGCAAAUCCGCGAUUGACUCGCUGUCGAAUGCGAUUGACCAGUUUUCAUUGGUGCCUAGCACAGCUAGUGCUACUGCCACAACAACAGGCGUUAUUGUAAAGGAAGAUGUUCAGGAGAUUCCAGAUUCGAGCGAGCAGAAUGAGACUCUUGCGGCACUGCCAGGCGAAGUCGUUAGACCGCUCAGCGACUUUUUGCCUGCUCCUCUUGAGAGAACCAAGACUAAGUCUUCCGACAAGGAAAACAAACAGAGACCCAAACGGUUCAGCAUUCUUGGUUUCUACGGUGGAUCCCCUCAACAGCCCAAGAAGGCUCUGGAGCCUACAAAUGUACACCAAGCUAAUACCAAUGCUAACCACUCGAGGUCGAGGGCUUCACGCAGAAUGAGUGUCCUGGGCAAUGCAAAUAGCGGAAAUGGUAAUGGAAACGGUGCUAAUGGCCAGGAUUCGGCUGCCAGAAGGGUCAUUGAGUUUUUCAAGAGGAGAAGUGUACGGAUAUGA
Kuraishia capsulata CBS 1993 is the source of this 2292-nucleotide messenger RNA. RefSeq lists its product as uncharacterized. The record is from RefSeq and is a predicted model, not a curated record. Gene Ontology annotation, molecular function: protein serine/threonine kinase activity; ATP binding; tau-protein kinase activity. The transcript has a single exon. Bases 1 to 2292 code for a protein of 763 amino acids. Gene Ontology annotation, cellular component: cytoplasm. Lineage: Eukaryota; Fungi; Ascomycota; Pichiomycetes; Pichiales; Pichiaceae. Gene Ontology annotation, biological process: protein phosphorylation; intracellular signal transduction; microtubule cytoskeleton organization.